Messenger RNA from Daldinia vernicosa, 2133 nucleotides. RefSeq names its product IMP dehydrogenase. Gene Ontology annotation, molecular function: IMP dehydrogenase activity. The transcript has 2 exons. The record is from RefSeq and is a predicted model, not a curated record. Gene Ontology annotation, cellular component: cytoplasm. Gene Ontology annotation, biological process: GTP biosynthetic process. Bases 92 to 1723 code for a protein of 543 amino acids. Lineage: Eukaryota; Fungi; Ascomycota; Sordariomycetes; Xylariales; Hypoxylaceae.
GGAAGAAGAACAUCGUUCAAUUCGUCGACCGGUCAAUUUCAUUUCUCGACGUUGUCUUCGACCUCACACCUCUCAGUCUCUUUUAGUCAAGAUGCCGUCUAUUAACGGAUCGACUUCUGUCAAUGGCAGUUCUAAGUUCCUUGAUUAUUCCAGCGCUGUUGAGACGCUGAAAGAAUACCAGUCUCGCGAUGGUCUGGCUAUUGAGGAUCUUGUUGACACCAAGCAGCGCGGUGGCUUGACGUACAAUGAUUUCUUAAUCUUACCAGGCUAUAUUGGUUUCCCUGCCUCAGAAGUCGCACUUGACUCGCCUAUUACCAAGAGAAUCACACUGAAAACCCCCUUCGUCUCAUCGCCUAUGGAUACUGUUACUGAGCAUGAGAUGGCCAUUCAUAUGGCUUUACAGGGUGGUCUUGGUGUCAUCCACCACAACUGCUCACCAGACGCCCAAGCCGACAUGGUGAAGAAAGUCAAGCGAUAUGAAAACGGCUUCAUUGUCGACCCUGUCGUCAUUAGCAAGGAGACCACUGUUGAGGAAGCCAAGGCCCUCAAGGAGAAAUGGGGAUUCGGUGGUUUCCCUGUUACUGAAUCUGGGAAGCUUGGUUCCAAGCUCCUAGGCAUUGUCACGAACCGCGAUCUUCAAUUCGAGGAUGACCUCCGCCAAACGGUCGACAAAGUUAUGGUGACCGACCUAGUCACCGCCCAGCUAGGUGUAACCCUUCCUGAGGCGAACAAGAUUCUUGCCAAGUCCAGGAAAGGCAAGUUGCCUAUCGUUGACAAGGAUUUCAACCUCGUGUCCAUGAUCUCCCGUUCCGACUUGACCAAGAAUUUGCACUUUCCGCUUGCGUCUAAGCUUCCCGACUCGAAGCAGCUCAUCUGCGCUGCCGCGAUCGGUACCCGUCCAGAGGAUAAGAUUCGCUUGAAGAAGCUCGUCGAUGCGGGACUUGAUAUUGUUGUCCUAGACAGUAGUCAGGGUAACAGCAUGUACCAGAUCGACAUGGUCAAAUGGAUCAAACAGGAGUACCCCGGCCUCGAUGUCAUUGGCGGAAACGUAGUGACUCGGGAGCAGGCCGCAAACCUGAUUGCCGCAGGAGUUGAUGGACUAAGAAUCGGAAUGGGCAGUGGAAGUGCUUGCAUUACGCAAGAGGUCAUGGCCGUGGGCCGUCCCCAAGCAGCUGCGGUGUACUCCGUUUCCGCCUUCGCGGCGAAAUUUGGAGUACCUUGCAUCGCAGACGGCGGUGUCCAAAAUGUCGGUCACAUCGUCAAGGGUCUUGCUCUCGGUGCUUCCACCGUCAUGAUGGGUGGUCUGCUGGCAGGCACAACCGAGUCACCGGGCACUUCAUUUGUCUCACGUGAAGGUAAACUCGUUAAGGCAUACCGUGGUAUGGGUAGUAUCGACGCCAUGCAGGAUAAGAAGGCCGGUGCUGGCAGUAAGAACAGCCAGGCUAGUAACGCGGGUACCGCCCGGUACUUUAGCGAGGGAGACAGCGUCCUUGUUGCUCAAGGUGUCUCUGGCGCCGUGGCGCAUCGUGGGUCGAUCAACAAGUUCGUACCGUAUCUGGCUGCGGGCCUGAAACACUCGCUGCAGGACUGCGGUAUGCGGAGUCUGAAAGAGAUGCAUGAAAGCGCAGCCAACGGCACUCUCCGGUUUGAGAUUCGCACUGCUAGCGCACAACUAGAGGGCGGCGUGAAUAUGGAAAGUUACGAGAAGAAACUCUAUGCUUGAUAAGCUCAGUAUGGAAAAGGAUGGGUUAGUGGAUGAGUAAAAAUUACCUACCUUAGGUAGUUAUGGGUUGAUGACAAGCCGGGUGGGUUGGUAUGGGACUUACGAAGAUUGAUAAUUACGGAACGGUCGGGACGUAAUGAUUUUCUCAGAUAGUCUUCGGUGCGGAAAACAAAAACAAAGUGAUACCUCUUCAUAGCUUUAUAUUGCAUGAUGAUGCGCGGUAGCUCAUCUCCCUCAUAGGCGUUUUAUGGCUAAAGGAGUCAGGUCAGGUCAGGUCAGGUUAGGCUACGGCGACUUGAUAGGGGGAAUUCAUGUCAAUUUUUAUACCUAGGCAUCUGGGAUACAGCAGCAUGGAUCAAAUCGGUUAAAUAAAAGCAGUUCAUGACUUAUUUUAUACAAGACAGCGAACA